Messenger RNA from Amborella trichopoda, 563 nucleotides. RefSeq lists its product as uncharacterized. NCBI's taxonomy places the organism in Eukaryota, Viridiplantae, Streptophyta, Magnoliopsida, Amborellales, Amborellaceae. The record is from RefSeq and is a predicted model, not a curated record.
UCUCUCUUUAUUUGGGCUCGAUUCGUUCGCGACCUUCUUCCUUUCUCCCCAAAGCUCUCUCUCCUGCAUAUCAGAACGAAGUGGAGAUGGUUUGCUUGGCUUGCUUGUUGCCUCUUUUCCUCGUCCCCAUCGUUAAUGUCUUGCCAUUGCUAUUUUAUUUCAUCCUGGGUAAAAUCUAUGGUCUCUUGGGAUGGGAGUACAGAAAGCCAGAGAGGGCACCCCCGGCGUGCCCUUACAAACCCCAAACCCAGAAGGAUGAUCAGGCGCGAUCAGUAGCCAGUAACAGAGGGUUAGCAUCGGAGAAAGCUGUGGUGGAGAAUGAUGACAAGAAUGACUGAGAAUAAAUAUCUACUAUCAUACUGAUCAAAGCAUAUCUCAGAUAACAAAGUCCUGUUAUCAAAGUACGAAUCUAUUUGCUAUUUUUGUACUGGGAGAAGUUAACAUGUGAAUAGAUUUGAUGAACAGUUGGUAACAUAUUUGGUUAGAGAUUUGUGUUAAUGGAUGUGCAAACUUGGCACAAAGUUUAUGUUAAACAAUUCGAGGGCAUAGGCUUUUCGGUGAAC